This is a messenger RNA of Rubroshorea leprosula, 2690 nucleotides long. The record is from the annotation of a GenBank genome assembly. NCBI's taxonomy places the organism in Eukaryota, Viridiplantae, Streptophyta, Magnoliopsida, Malvales, Dipterocarpaceae.
GUCUUCAUUUCAAUGCUUCUUGCUGCUAUGGCAAUGGCGUUAAAGCUUUAAUCUUUUCUUUAUUUCUCAUCUGGGUUUUCGCAUUUGAGCUCUCUUUGGAGAAAUCGUCUUGUUUUUGAGGUGAUUUUAAAGGGGGUGCAGUAGCAAUGGCGCCGUCGUUCGAUUGGUGGGCGAAGGAGAGCCAAAGGGGGACCCCGGUGGUGGUCAAGAUGGAGAACCCCAACUGGUCCAUGGUCGAGUUAGAAGGUCCUUCCGACGAGGAUUUCCUCAUCGGAGGCUCGCCGGCUCGUCCGCGGGACAAAGCGCGUGGGAAGAACGCAAAGCAGCUUACUUGGGUCCUCCUCUUGAAAGCCCACCGUGCCGCAGGUUGCCUUACCUACAUUGGCUCUGUAAUGAUUGGGCUGGGCUCAGCCAUUCGCCGUCGCCUUGCUGCCGGUAGAACUGACAGCGAAACGGACGCUGACACCGACACUAGCGGUAUGGAAAACGAAAACCCAACCGUCAAAAGCAGAUUUUAUAGUUGCAUCAAGGUGUUCCUCUGCCUGUCUCUGUUGUUACUUUGUUUCGAGAUCGCCGCGUAUUUCAAGGGGUGGCAUUUCGGGGCACCAAAUCUGCAACUUCAGUACAUUUUCACUACGCCGUUUGCCGUUAAGGACGUGUUUGAUUGGUUUUAUACAAAUUGGGUUUUGAUUCGAGUGGAGUAUCUUGCUCCUCCUCUUCAGUUCCUAGCAAACGUCUGCAUUGUGCUGUUUCUUAUUCAGAGCAUCGAUAGAUUAAUUCUCUGUUUGGGUUGUUUCUGGAUCCGGUUCAAAAAGAUCAAACCCAUCCCUGUGAAAGAUGCAGUUGCAGAUCUUGAAUCUGGGGAAGAAGGGUUUUUCCCCAUGGUUCUCGUCCAGAUCCCCAUGUGUAAUGAAAGAGAGGUUUAUCAACAAUCUAUAGCGGCUGUUUGCAAUUUGGACUGGCCAAAGUCCAAGAUUUUGAUCCAAGUUCUUGAUGACUCGGAUGACCCAACGACUCAAACGUUGAUAAAAGAAGAGGUGCAGAAAUGGGAACAAGAAGGAGCUAACAUUCUGUAUAGACACCGCAUAAUUAGAGAUGGGUAUAAGGCUGGAAAUCUCAAGUCUGCAAUGAAUUGUAGCUAUGUUAAAGACUAUGAAUUUGUUGCAAUUUUUGAUGCUGAUUUUCAGCCAACCUCGGAUUUUCUCAAGAGAACUGUGCCACAUUUCAAGGAUAAUGAGGAACUUGGGCUGGUUCAAGCUAGGUGGUCUUUUGUCAAUAAGGAUGAGAAUUUGCUAACAAGAUUGCAAAACAUCAACUUGUCAUUUCACUUUGAGGUUGAACAGCAAGUAAAUGGUGUUUUCAUUAAUUUCUUUGGGUUUAAUGGCACUGCUGGUGUGUGGAGGAUUAAGGCAUUGGAGGAUGCUGGUGGGUGGUUGGAGAGGACCACCGUCGAGGACAUGGAUAUUGCUGUCCGUGCCCACCUUAAAGGCUGGAAAUUUAUUUUCCUUAACGAUGUUGAGUGCCAGUGUGAAUUACCUGAGUCAUAUGAAGCUUAUAGAAAACAACAGCACAGAUGGCAUUCUGGACCCAUGCAGUUGUUCCGCCUCUGUUUGCCAGAUAUCAUCCGAGCUAAGAUUAGUGUAUGGAAGAAGUUCAAUAUGAUCUUUCUGUUCUUUCUGCUUAGAAAACUGAUACUACCCUUCUAUUCAUUCACACUCUUCUGCAUAAUUCUCCCAAUGACCAUGUUCAUUCCCGAGGCUGAGCUCCCUGCUUGGGUUGUCUGUUACAUUCCGGCUACCAUGUCCUUUCUCAACAUACUCCCAGCCCCAAAAUCCUUCCCCUUCAUUGUUCCUUACCUUCUCUUUGAAAAUACCAUGUCAGUAACAAAGUUCAAUGCCAUGAUCUCUGGCCUUUUCCAGCUUGGUAGUGCAUAUGAGUGGGUGGUAACUAAGAAAUCAGGGCGAUCAUCUGAGGGAGAUCUUGUCUCUUUGGUUGAGAAAGAGCAAAAGCAUCACCGUGGGGUUUCAGUGCCCAAUUUAGAAGAAAUGAAGGUAGAGAUUCAGCUGAAGGAACAAAAGGCUCGCAAAAAGAAGCAUAAUAGGAUAUACAUGAAAGAGUUAGCCCUUGCAUUCCUUCUUCUAACAGCUUCAGCUAGGAGUCUCCUCUCUGCACAGGGUAUCCACUUCUAUUUCUUGCUCUUCCAGGGGAUAUCAUUUCUCCUUGUUGGUCUAGACUUGAUUGGUGAGCAGGUUGGGUAAAUUACAAGUUAGAAACUUCAUGGAAAUGUGUGAUUGAUAGAUAUAAACACAUUGUGGGUGGAAAAUGAAUCCUAGUGCCACUGCAAAGAAGGGUUAUUGGGAAUCCGUAAGUGGAAGUGCUUGUUUCUUCCUAAUCCUCCACCUCUACGCCCCAGUUCCAGUUCCAUCCAUCUACAAGAAGAAAUUGUGUUAUAGAGACAGAAGAAUGGGCUCGAUUUUUUGAGAAGUAGACACAUGUAAUGUCAGGUUCCUUAUAUUCCCCCCUUUUUUUUUCCUCCUUUCUUUGAUUCAUUCGUUUCUGGGGUCAAUUCUUUUGUAAGAAAAAUUGUGUUUCAAACAGUAAUUGAAUUUAGCCACAGUUUUAAGACAGGAUCAUACCUUCUCCUUUUCACCUAAUUUUUUUGUAAGAUUUGUCAAUUCAAUUGCCUUUAG